UCAUUUUUGGGUGAACUAUCCCUUUAAAGUAACCUAUAAAGAAAAUGAAUGCAUAGAUUUUGAUUUUACUGUCAACUAACAUUGUUGGUAAGCCAAAACCGAAAACAGACAAAACAGACCUUUGUUUUAUAGGACAAAAGAUAACUGGUGAGGUUUUUUUUUCUUUUAGUGUCUCAACCAAUGGUAGGAAAUGUGGUUAACAGUGUGGUAAAUCCAGGAAGUAUAUAAGGAACUGUUUUAGUAAAUGGACUGCAGAAAAAUUGUUAUAGUAAUUUUACAAUGAUUCCUUGGGCAUUUAUUACUGUUCUUUGUAUAAUAUUUUUCUCAGGCACUGCACAACAUCAUCGUAUUCAUCAGCCAAAUAAAGUCAUAGCUGUGGCACUUGGCGACACUGUGACUCUGCAGUGUUAUGCCCAUGGAGAUAGCAUAUUUUGGUAUAAGCAAAUAGUUGGACAACAACCUCAAGUCAUAUCAGCAUUUUUGAAAUUGUCAGAACCCAUAUUUUACAACGAAUUCAAAAAUGAUCGAUUCUGGGGCAAGAGAUUGGGCAGCAACUCUAAUCUGACAAUUUCAAGCAUCACUCAGUCAGAUGAAGCAGUGUACUAUUGUGGAUUAAGAUCAUUGUAUAUUGAGUUUGGAAGUGGAACACAUCUGAUAACUAAAGGUCGACAAAAUUUAGCAUCAAAUAUUUCAACGUCUGAUCAUCUGAAUGACUACAUGGAGUGUCAACAAAAAUGCUAUGAAAACAGUACAAAACAAGUCAAGAAUGGUAAACAAAUGGCAUUGUUUUCAUUCUUUUGUGACAUAAAUUUUAUUAUACCAAUCUCUUAUGUAUUAAUAAUAAACCUAGAAAGAUUAACUGCAUACAUUUCAGAAGAAAAGCUCUAUCCAGCAGUGCUUGGGUUGGCAUGUGCUUUAGGACUUUGUGGAGUUCUAGUCUUUGCUCUCAUGGGUUUCAUAUUUAGGAGAAGUAUGUGUGAACAGUGUCUGAUGCAAGGCUCUGGACAGGACAACCAAGUUAGAGGGCAGUCAAAUGCUCAGGAUGAGAAUGUGUCAUAUGCAGCCUUGCGAUUCAGUCGGAAAAAAAAUAAAUCUGGAGGAAAGAGAGGACAAUGUCAGCAGACUAUGAUAGUGUACACAUCUGAUUCUUUAAAUGUUCAGUAGGAGAGCUUCUCUGUUCAGUGCUGUAUAAGGUGUAAAAUGAUGAG
Messenger RNA from Ctenopharyngodon idella (grass carp), 1208 nucleotides. It is a transcript of the gene nitr14b, whose product is annotated as novel immune-type receptor 14b. The record is from RefSeq and is a predicted model, not a curated record. Gene Ontology annotation, biological process: response to bacterium. NCBI's taxonomy places the organism in Eukaryota, Metazoa, Chordata, Actinopteri, Cypriniformes, Xenocyprididae.